CCCUUCUGGACACGCCUGACGUUACUGCUAAAUAGUACUAGUAAUAGUCCGCUCCGCUCCCCUCCCCUCCCGUGCCCCCAGCACUUGGCAGAUUCAGCCGGUUCCCUUCGUAUUCGAGUGCCCCCACAACAUGCCUUGCCCAACCAGGGUCUAGUGCCAGUAAAGCUUCUCCUGUUGACAAUAACGCAACAACCGCUCUCUUAGCGCGUUCUAGACUUUGUUUUUAUACGGGAAAAGAAUUGGUCUGCGAGUGAUUUUAUUUCUUGUUAUUAUUCAAUAAUCUUACAAGGUCGCUUUAGGGUUCUCGUCCUCCUACUACUUCUUGGGAAAGGUGAGCCGUUGUAUGGAACCGCCUCUUUCCAGCCCGUGCAACUGCAUCAGUAAAGAUAAUUCAAAGACAGGUCCUCUUCCUGCUACUACCACCGCCGCUUCCAUUGUUGGUAGAAUUGGGCACAAUUCGUAAACCGACCAUGGCUUUUCGAAGCAUGUCCUUGAAGUACACUAGUACUGACGAGGAUUGUACGCUGUAUGCUCUGUAUCCGAAGCAAGGGAGUGAAAGCCCAAUAUUCAGCAACAACCAAGGCUUCCAUGUUACACAGGAAGCAUUUGAGAACAUUGAAGCCAUCAUCAUGAAGACUGAAGGUACACAAAGGCCAAAUGAGAUUUCUGCACCCUAUGAAGCACCACAGUUUCCAAUUGAACAAAUUGAAGACAAACUAAAAUUACAUCGACAGCUUAGCAGCUUUUUUCCAAGAACCUCAGAGCCAUUUCCAACAAAUGUUGGUCAGAAGAAUUCUAGGAAGGAAGGGCUUCAACUUCCUGGCUCAUUUUUAGGUGACCAAACCGACUACCCGCAAAUCCCUUUCAGAGUAACAGAAAGACCAUCAGGACGAUAUGAAGCCUCUGAGACGACAGCCUUAGAUAGCCAAGAUGUAUCUACAUUUGAAUUGGAUGAGGCAGAUUAUGCGCCCCAUUAUCAGCGAGUCUUCAUAAGUGGUGAAGAAUCUUGUAGUAUGCCUGUUGAAGAUAUCUCCAAGUCAUCAAAGCUCCUGAUAGAGGCUCUUAGAUUGCGAGAAAGAUAUAUGGCUUGGGGAUUACAGUCUUUUCCAUCUGUGACAGCCAGAUUUUUAAGAGAAGCUGGAAUAGAAGAUCCAAUGAGUCAGUGUCGUAAAUAUAUUGGUGCCUGCAGUGAUCGGAAAAGUCUCGAAGUUUUACAAGACCUGCUGGGCAGCAUGGAAACUUGUUCUUCCAUUGCCACCGGGGACCAUCCAAUCCACCCACCUCUGAAGGAUGUUAGUCCAUGGAAAACAGAUGUCCCAGAAAAUUGUGGGUAUCACAUCUAUAUGCACAAUGGAGUCUUUCAGGUUUAUUCAAGUGAGGAAGCUUUUCAGCAGAAUGAGCCACGACCAUAUGGUUACCCAAUUUUAGCUCGAUAUGUUCAGGAUAUGAAUUUGCUUUGUGCUUUAAUUGCUAAUGGUCCUGUCAAAUCCUUCUGCUACAGACGACUUCAGUAUUUAUCAUCAAAGUUUCAGCUUCAUGUUCUUCUGAAUGAAAUGAGAGAGCUUGCAGCCCAAAAGGCUGUUCCACACCGUGACUUCUACAACAUCAGAAAGGUUGAUACGCACAUUCAUGCAGUCUGCAUGAACCAAAAACAUUUACUGCGGUUUAUCAAGAAGGCUAUGAAGACUCAACCGGAUGAAAUAGUUUGUUGUGUCAAAGGUGAAAUGAUGACUUUGGCCCAGGUUUUUGCAUCCUUAAAUCUCACUGCAUAUGACCUGUCUGUUGACAUGCUUGAUGUUCAUGCGGAUAGGCACACAUUUCACCGUUUUGACAAAUUCAAUGCCAAGUACAACCCAGUUGGAGAGUCUCGGCUGCGAGAGGUGUUCCUAAAAACUGAUAACUACCUCAAUGGAAAAUAUUUUGCACAUAUAAUUAGGGAAGUCAUGGCAGAUUUAGAGGAGAGCAAAUACCAGAAUGCUGAAUUGAGACUUUCCAUAUAUGGAAAAUCUCAGGAUGAAUGGGAUAAGCUGGCACGAUGGGCAGUAGAGCACAAUGUACAUUCAGAAAAGGUCAGAUGGCUGAUCCAGGUUCCCCGUCUCUUUGAUGUGUACAAAAGUAAUAACAUAAUGGACAACUUUGCCGUUCUUAUAGAUAACCUGUUCCGUCCACUUUUUGAAGUUAGCAUUGACCCAAGUAGUCACCCUGAGCUUCAUGCCUUUUUGCAAUAUGUGAUUGGAUUUGAUAGUGUUGAUGAUGAAAGCAAACCAGAGAAUUCUCUCUUGGACAAAGAUUCUCCACCUCCUCAGUUAUGGACAGAUACUGAGAACCCACCAUAUGCGUAUUACCUCUAUUACAUGUUUGCAAACAUGUGCACCUUGAAUCAGUUGCGGUGGGAGCGUGGCCUUAACACAUUUGUUCUACGACCACACUGUGGUGAAGCUGGUCCUAUUCAGCACCUUGUAUCAGGUUUUCUCUUAAGUGAGAACAUCUCUCAUGGUCUAUUGCUUCGCAAGGCUCCUGUUCUUCAAUUCCUUUACUAUCUUGCUCAGAUUGGUAUUGCAAUGUCUCCUCUUUCAAAUAAUUCUCUGUUCUUGAAUUAUCACCGGAACCCUUUACCAGAGUACUUGGCUCGUGGUUUAUUGGUAUCUUUGUCUUCUGAUGAUCCAUUACAAUUCCACUUCACAAAAGAGCCCCUCAUGGAAGAAUAUUCAAUUGCAACACAGGUGUGGAAACUGUCUCCAACAGAUAUGUGUGAACUGGCAAGAAAUUCCGUCCUAAUGAGUGGAUUUGAUCAUGAGAUUAAACAGUUCUGGAUUGGGCCAAAUUACACACGGGAAGGAGUUGCUGGCAAUGACAUAAAGAGGACCAAUGUUCCAAAUAUUCGUGUUGCUUACAGGCAUGAAACCAUGUUGGACGAGUUGGCAAAUAUCUUCAGACCACCAGAGGGCAGAGAAGAAAACUGAAGUGGUUUUGGAGAACCUGAAUAGAUGUAGUUAAUUUUUUCCAACAAGUGAUAUUACAAGUUAGUAAACUGUAAUUUACUGAGGAUGUAUGUUGAUUCAUCAGAGAAAUUUUAGUUUACCAGUAUUAUUAAGGUCAUAGUAUUUAAAAUGUGAAAGUUUGAACUUUGUGAUUUACAUAUAUGAUAGUUAUAUAAAAGUAGCUUUUAGAAUAUGAAGAAUUUAUUAAGGAAUUUAUAUAAAGUUAGGCUAUCUAGGUCAGAGAAUUAGGUCAUUGACAUAUAGAAUUAUAUUAGUAAAUAUAUAUACACCAUAUAUACAAUGUAUGUAUAUUUUUAUCUCAGAAUUCUAGGGAAUUAUACAUAGAUCUCUCUAUAGUCUGUAAGUAGUCAUUUUAGUUUUUGUCUUGGAUGAGAUAUAUGCUUUUUAUUGCACUGAAUGUUAUACUAUUAAGUUGGCAUGUGAGGAAGAUUUACUUUGAUUACAUUUUCAGAAUGUUUUCUUGUAUCUCUUGUGUUACAGAACAUGAAAGCUUACUUAAAGUGUUUGGCUCAUGAUUAUUAUGUCUUUUCCAAAAUGGUGAUAGCACAAAAUCGUAAGAGUACAGUAAACAUUUACAAUUUUCAGUUUUAUCAACUCAAGAAAAAAAUAUCUUUAUUAACAUGAACAAUAUAUGAUAAAGACAAAUGGUAUUGUGGUAAUGUUGGGAUAUUAAUUGUAAUCUUGCCAUGAAAGCAUUCAUAGAGUAAGAUUUACCAAACAAAGUAGUUAUUAAACCUAAGUUUGUAAUGUAGUGCUUUAUCAUUUUAUAUGAAGGAUGUUGUAGAAACAGUAUAUAUAUUUAUUCAUAAUGGAGCACAUUUGAACUUUCCUAAAAUAGGCAUGUUAUAAUGUUUCACAAUACGUAAUAGAUUUUAUACUAUUUAACAUCAGUCAUAAACCUGGGGCCACUAUUACUAUACUGGGUAGGAAAAGCGUGGUAUUUUAUUUGGUUGAUAAACAGUUAGUUAGGCAAAGAAAGUCUAAUUAUGCAGAUGAGCAUGGAGUGUCAUAGAACUAUAUGAACAUUUUCCCUUACUUCUUUUGAGAGCUUUUCUAACAUCCUUGCAAAGUAUUACUGUAUUUCAAAAUUUUUUAUAUAAUAAAUUCAUCAGUAGAGCUGUUAGCUUUAUUUCCAACAAUUAUAAUUGUAUUUUGCUCCUUGCUUUUAAGUGGAAUAAUGGUCAUGUGAAUCCCUUAAUAUGGUUUUUGUAGGAAAAAAAAUUAUGGAAAAGAACGUUUAGAAGGUACACAAGCUUUGAUAGAUAAGCUGGCUUUGUAUCUGUAUGCUAAUUAAAUAUAUUUUCAUAUUUUGCAUACAUGGAAGCAAAGGUGAAUUAAGAGUGAGUGUACUUUCCAAAAUUUAUCUCGAGCAAUAAUUCUUUGGUAAACAGCACUGUACAUAUACAGUCAAGUCAGUUCUGUAGCAGAGGGGCGCUAUUAAAAGUAACAUUUUUGGAACAGACAUUGAGAUUUGACAAGUUGCUUUUUCUGUGUUUGAAUUGGGGAUUUUUAAAUGAUUUAGCAAUAGUAUAAGUAAAUCAACUGUCAGUCAUUGUGAGGAAUGACAGUGAUAGGUGCAGGUGAAUUAUGAGUCCUUCAGUUUAUAUUUUUCAUAUUUAUUGAUACAUUGUUAGAAAUGGAACUCUGUACUCAUCUGAAUUUUACCAGUAGUUUUUUUGGCAUUAAGACACUGCAUUGAAUGAAGUUUUAUACAAUUUUACUAAUGUUUUGAUUUUUGAGAUCUUUAAUCAAGUGUGUCUAAAAAAGUUAACUGUAAAUCAAUUUGGGUUUAAGUUUUUAAUUUUUAGAGCAAUUUUGAAAUUUUCUUUAAAUUGCAUUUGUAAAUUUUACCAUAAUAAUGAAUUUUAUGUUUUCUCGACAUAGCAUAAAUUUGAUACAGGAGCUAUUGCAAACAUUGGUUUCUGAGUUACAGUAUAAUGUUUUUUAUGUGGAUUAUUAAACUCAAUAAUAUUGAGUCUUACCUAAUAGAGCAAUUUAAAUGGCAGACUAUCUGUGAUGAAACUUAGUCAUUGUCAAAGUAAUUUAAGAUAUAUUUCAAAGUAAAGCUUAGCAUAGCUUACAUCGUAUGGUUUACUCUUUGAACAUACCAAUCUCCAAAUGGCAAAAUUACUAGAUUUUCCCAGUCAGUUUUAUUGAAUGGCCUUCUUAGCUGUAGUAUCAUAGGACCAGAAAAGACACUCGGCUCAGUGGCCUUGUGCCUUCCUUCCAAAAAUCGGCAGGAUCUUGUAGAUUGAAAUACGCACGCAGAGACAAAGCACUGUUCUUUAUGAUUUGAUGACUAGAGUCAUACCAGCAUUAAGAGAGCUGUCUGCACAACCAAUGUAAAUAAAUAUAAAUCUACCUGAAUAAAUUUUCAGAAUUUGUUUCAGGGCCUACUAUUUCAAAAGUGCCGAAGGCCUACAAAAGACCUCAAUCCAGUCUUCCUGCAGGAAGAACUCUGUGAUGUUUUCAGUCCCUGAGAUUUGAUUGGAUAUAAAAGUGUUAGUGAUUGUAUCAUUUUGGAAUCAGUUGGGCAGUACAUAAUUGCUAAAUAUAUAUAACUUGUUAACCCUUUUAUGCCAUAUUUGGCAUUAAUUUUUAACUUAAUGUAUGCUAAUUAUGAAACUAAUGUAAUCAAGGGAAAUAAAUUGCUGUAUAAUGCUACAUCAUUCUUUCAUUCUUCGACAAACUGCUUUAUUGUUGCUUUUGUCAACCAGUGCCCUGUCAGACUUCAGUAUUCAGCAUACAAAAGGGGUUGACAGCAAUGUAACUAGCCUAAUGUUCCAAACAGCAUGUACAGUAUAUGCUUCUAUUUAAUACUUUAUACAGUAUCAAUUUACAUUGACAUACAAGAGUAAUAAAUCUAUUUCAGUUAAAUGCUGUUUCAUGCAAAAUAUUUUUUUAUGGUCAAGUUUUAUAAGUUUGUUCUAACUCCUUUUGAUUUUAUAUCAUAUUGAAUGUCCUAGAUUAUCUUUACUGUUAAUUGAUUUUUACCAGAAAAUCUAUGAUAAUUGUUCUUGAAUGUUGUACUACAUGUCAUCAUAAAAUUACUUUACCGUUAUUUAAUUUUUGCCUCAAAAUCUAUAAUAAUUUUUCUUGAAUGGUGUACUACAUGUCAUCAUGUAAUUAACAUGUCUGACUUUUACAAGUUGUCUUAUUAAAAGUGAACUUUGAUCUAUUCUUAUGCAAUUCGAAUCCAACAUUCUAAGUUAUUACCAGUUUAUUCAAUGAAAAAGACUUAUUUUAUUACAGUUCCACUUCUGACCUGCACAUUAGCUGUUGCUUCAAAUGGGAAUCUCUUCUUGCUCUUAAUUUUGAAUCGGCUCUUCAAUAACUUUUUUUUUAAUGUCUUGAAUAACUGGUUUUUUUAUAUGUUGUAUUCAAAAGGUGUUUCAUUUUCAGUAUACGUAUGUAGAUUGGAUCAUACAUGAAAUGUAAGUGAUUUAUAUGCAAACACUAAGCUACUGCAUUUUGGUGAGGCACCAGUUGAGUAUUUAAGGUAUAAGCAGUGGUAGCUAACUGGCUCAAAGGUUAGUUAUCUUUAUGGUCCAGCUUGCUUGUACCAUUGAUAGCUCUUUGCAGCUUUUUUGCCAUGAUGCUCUUGUAAAUUACACAUGGUUCUUCUGGCACUUGACACUGGUAGGUGCCAAAGACACUUAAAGUGAGAUGAGGACCAGCUUUUAAAGCAGAGAAGAAGAGACUGAUGCAGCUGUUGUGUUCUGUCCUCUUUUAAGGCAGGGGAGAAGAGACUGAUGCUUCUGCUAACGUGUUCUAACAUCAGGUUUUUUUUUUUUUAAUCAGGGCAGCCUUGAUUUAUACAGUUGCUAACUUUUGAGGAUUGAAAGGAAAAGAUAAAAUCCAAAUGCCAGUCUAUGGGAUACAUAAUGCAUGGCCUACCAAAAAAUUCGUCCUACAGUAACUUCAUAGCUGCUUUGGUCAGGAAGUCAAGAGAUAUCUCAUCAGUAAUGCAUGCCUGUUGAUGUCUUACUUACAAUGCUUCUUGCCACAGAAUCAUACGAGUGUAAAUUGUCCACUUACCUCGUCACACAUUCAAGCUGGCUCCUUUGUCAGUGGGUUAAUCAAGAUAUUUGAGGCCCAUUACAUUUAAGAAUGAUAAUCCCAUUAAAUAUGGUAUGGAAAUUAUAAAAUUGUCAUAAAUAUCAUCUAAAGCACCACUAAAGCUACUUAGCCAGAGGAAAUUUAUGCUAGGAAAAACUUUUGCCAGAAUGUAACCAUGGUAAGGAAGGUGGAUAGAGAAGUGUUUGAAGAUCUAAUUGACACAACUGAGUAAUGGAAAAUGACCUAGUAGAGCUGACCCAAAAAACUUCAAGUUUGUUAUAGUAUUACUGAUUUGAUUUAUGAAAUUUAGGCUGCCAAGCAUUUUGACUUUUUCAGCCAUUCACCACUUAAGACUAUGAAAAAGGAAGUUGGAGUGGCUGGACAGGGAGGCAAAGAGAUCCAGAAAAUAUAGAUGAAGUACAAGGAUCCGAGGGUGGAACUGAGAGACAACUCCAAGGAGUAUUGAGAAGUUUGACUGAGAUUGAGGAAAGACUAAAAGAGGCUAAAAAAGUGGUUCCAUAUCUCGAUUGGAUAUUUAUUGCCUACAGUGCACCACAUGAAGUACAUUUAUGUCUUUUAGCCUCUUUUGGGGUACACUGGAUAAUUAUUGUAGAGAGAUUAUGCCGUUUCAUUGCUUUCAUGGACUAUUUUUAUGUUACUGCCCUGGCAGUGCUACAUACCUUGAAUGUUUAAUAAAUGGCAGAGGCAAUAUCAUUAUAAAAAUCAAUAUGUAAAGCAAGAAAAGCAAGAAAAAACAAAGCCAGUCCCAAGCAUAAAUCACAGAGGCUUCUGGACUGCCACUUUUUUUCUCCUUUUAUGCAGCAUUGUGACAAGGUUGAAUCUGAUGAUCUGAUGCCAUGUCUGGAGACUGUUAUAAAUAAUAUUACCAGUUAGUGAUAGUUUGUGUACAAUAAUGUUGCCAGUUAGUGAAAGUUUGUGUACAUAUUCAUGUGUAAGUGUAAUAACUGUGAAUACAAGAACUGCAUAACAGUGUUGGUGUUGCAUCAUCAUUGAAUCUGCUCAUUGUUAUCAUCAUUAUUAUCACAUAUACAUUGUGUGAAAGACUUGCAUGAAAGAAAAUAUACCUCAUCAUUGUUCCUAAGUGGACAGAGUACAAGGCUGUAUAUUUUAUUAUUGAAUCAUGAUUUUAAAUUAUCAUGGUACGUUUUUUUUUAGCACAUAAGCCCUUUCCCAAACAGAAAUAGGAAUAGUGCCCCUAGCAAGACACCAGAGAUGUAGCAGGUAAACCUAUUCAGAGUGACUUCCUUUUUAUGCCACAUCCUGUACCACUGCCUAGUACUUCUUAUUUACUCAACUGAUGCAUCCGUACCACAGAAUUAAGUUUUUGUGAAACAAUGGCCUGCAUUUUAACAUUGUUGUGUUUCAAGAUUUCUUAUGUUUAGUAUGUGUACUGUAGCUUAUGUAAGAUAUAAGGUUUAUAUAAAGGAGUUAAAUUUUCAUAUAUUUCUUAUGAUUUUGUGUAUGUUGGAAUAAGUACAUUCAUUGUAAAUUAUUAAAGGAAUAUAAAAUAAA
Molecule: messenger RNA, 8594 nt
Organism: Macrobrachium nipponense
Lineage: Eukaryota; Metazoa; Arthropoda; Malacostraca; Decapoda; Palaemonidae
Product: AMP deaminase 2-like
Biological process (GO): IMP salvage; AMP metabolic process
Cellular component (GO): cytosol
Molecular function (GO): AMP deaminase activity
Source: RefSeq, a predicted model, not a curated record